Molecule: messenger RNA, 396 nt
Organism: Vanderwaltozyma polyspora DSM 70294
Lineage: Eukaryota; Fungi; Ascomycota; Saccharomycetes; Saccharomycetales; Saccharomycetaceae
Gene: FMP46
Product: putative redox protein
Exons: 1
Coding region: 1-396 (131 amino acids)
Cellular component (GO): mitochondrion
Molecular function (GO): oxidoreductase activity
Source: RefSeq, a predicted model, not a curated record
AUGUCAUUGUUCAGAAGUUUGCAAUCACAACCAAGGAUAAUAUCAAUUUUCACAAACAAUAUUGCAGGCAAUAGUAGUGCUAAACUGAUAUAUGAUAAAUUACGUCAGAAUGAAGAAACCAAAGCCGUGGUGCAUAUGGAAUUGCAUGAGAAGUUUCCAACAUUGGAUCAGUUAAAGUAUAUGAAUGAUAUGAAUCCUAAAUUAUUAAAAGAUGAAAUUCCUAAUAUAAAUGAGCUAUUAAAGAAACCAAGUCAUGAUAAAUUGUUUGGGUCUAAUCUAAGUCAAUGCACAGAAAUGGGGAAUUGGAAAUCUAACACAACUAUUUGGGUUGACUGGGAGAAACAAAAAAUAGGAAUUGACGUUAAGAGUUUGGAAGAUGAUUUAGGGAAGAAUUGA